AUGUCCACGUACAAGUUGACGUAUUUUCCGCUGCGCGCACGUGCUGAGGUAGCGCGUCAGUUGUUUGCCCUGGCCGGUCAAAAGUUUGAGGAUGUUCGGGUGCCGUUUGAGGAUUGGCCUAAGGUGAAGCCGGAAACCCCAUAUGGUCAACUCCCGGUUCUGGAAGUCGAUGGGAAAACGCUUGCCCAAUCUGUGACCAUCGCCCGCUUUCUGGCCCGUCGUUUUGGAUACUACGGCGCCGACGAGUUCGAGGCCGCGCAAAUCGACGAGUUUGCCGACGCGAUGAACGACUACUUCAUGGAACAGAAGAACUUCUUCCCCGUUUUGAUUGGAAAACAGGUCGGGGACAAGGAUCGGCUAAGCCAAGAGCUUUUCGAGCCGGCCAGGGACAAGUUCUUCCCCAUCGUCAUCGAGCGCUUCCUUCAGAAGAGCAAAAGCGGAUUUCUGGUCGGUGAGAAGCUGUCGUAUAUCGACCUCGUUCUUGCCGAGCACGUCGACCGAUACGGGCAUUUCUUGCCACACGCCUGGGACCAUUAUCCGCAGCUCAAACAACACCGCGACAAGAUCCAAGCCAUCCCAGCCAUCAAGAAAUGGCUCGAGACGCGGCCCGAUGAUGCUUUC
Molecule: messenger RNA, 621 nt
Organism: Mesorhabditis spiculigera
Lineage: Eukaryota; Metazoa; Nematoda; Chromadorea; Rhabditida; Rhabditidae
Source: the annotation of a GenBank genome assembly